Messenger RNA from Aspergillus clavatus NRRL 1, 651 nucleotides. RefSeq lists its product as uncharacterized. Bases 1 to 651 code for a protein of 216 amino acids. Lineage: Eukaryota; Fungi; Ascomycota; Eurotiomycetes; Eurotiales; Aspergillaceae. The record is from RefSeq and is a predicted model, not a curated record. The transcript has a single exon.
AUGGCAGAUAUGCUGCAGGAGAUGAGCGAGCAAGAGAUCCCAGAGACGAACUGCACACGUCUAUCGGAGUGCCUGAUAACCAAUGUCGACUUACCGGAUUCCUUUACUCAAUGGUUCUCAGCCGCGGCAUAUCACACUGCCAGCACAGCCUACGUGAUUACUGCGUAUGCAGAUGUUGCAAUUGUGGCUUACUCCAAAAGCCAAACCGUCCAGGCUGCCAAUCUCGAACUUUGUAGGGGUGUCUUUCUCCAGAUCUAUGAAAAUGAUGCGGGACGCGCUGCGCGAAUCUGGGAAAGGCUCAUCAACACCUAUCGCGGAAAUCGAUCGGAGGGGGAGAUGGCUGCUGUGCUGCGGGUUGUCUCUCAGCUUCUGGCCACUCAUUACCUUAACCAAGCCAUGGAAGUAGGUGUCGAAUCUGCGGAGGGCCGGAGAUACGGCGAGAUGCUGGAAUUACUGGCGCAGGGGAAAGCCCCCCACCUAAGUGACACUAGCUACUCGAAGGGGAUAAACAGGAGGGAUGGUAUACAGGCAGACUGCUUUGUGACAAAUUCGGAGGUUGGAUUGAUCAUGGGGAAUUACUACCAGGUUUCUGGUCGAGAGGUCGAGGCGAUAGCAGGUCGGAUGGAUAGUAGCCUCAUCUCAGGGAUGUAA